AUGGUUGGCCAGUCUGAUAUCAUCGACUGUCGUUUCCCAUCCUCUUCGAUCGAUGGGGUCAUGGCGACAAUCACCGUCACAGCUCCAAAGGCAGCAGUGUCGCUCCCGCCGCCAUCAAGAUACCAGACCAUCGAUCAUUUGCUCCGACAGUAUGCUUCAGAUGGUGGCGAGACACCCAUGUUCGGAUAUCCCGCGAAGGGUGCAUCAGAUUACGAAAUCCACACAGUCAGGAUGAUUGACCAAUAUGUCGACGCGGCUUGUUGGUGGUACCAAGCGCAAGGAUUGCUGCCGAUUGAUCCAGCACAAGAGAAGGCUCCGGCCAUAGCACUUCUUACUCAGUCCUCCCUCGAUGCCAUCAUAUCAUUCUUAGCCUUGGGCCGCAUGGGUUGGGCGGUUCUUUUCUUGUCGACAAGGCUCCCAGCACCGGCUUUGGUCAGUCUCAUGCGACUGACUGAUUGUACCACGAUUGUGGCGUCUGCGGUGUUUGACGCUGUCAUCCAGCAAAAGCAUGUUGAGUUGCAAUUCGAUCUCCUGCCAUUGAUCAAACAGGUAGACUAUCGAUUGACACUCAACGUUCAACAAUUCGUCCGUGAAGUCGAUCCGAAGAAGGAAUCCGAAAAGGUCGCGUGGAUCAUUCACUCUUCCGGAUCGACGGGAUUCCCUAAGCCCAUCUUCGUCACCAACAUCGGCGCUCUCUCGAAUUUUCGGACAGGACUGAGUCUUCGAGUAUUCACAAUCUCCCCCCUAUUCCAUUCCCAUGCUCUGUUUGCAUUUGGACGCGCGCUCUACCACCGACAGAUCAUGUUUUUCGGCAACCACCAACUGCCAGUCACGCGGCCAAACCUGGUCGCCGCACUCCGUGUCGCCAAGCCAGAAUUGGUAUGGGCUGUCCCAUACGUCCUCGAGAUCCUAGCGGAGCGGGACGAUGGUAUUGCUGAACUCGCAAAAGCAAAGACCAUCAUAUAUGGCGGCAGUGCGUGCCCGGACUCAUUAGGAGAUAAACUGGUCUCGAAAGGUGUCAAAUUGGUCGGCAGCUAUGGCGCUACCGAGAUGGGAUUCGUCAUGAACUCGGCAAGACCUGCAGGUGACGAUGAGUGGAAUUAUAUGCGCUUGAACAAGCCCGUGGCGGACCAUAUCUGGAUGGACGAGAUCUCACCGGGGCUAUUCGAGUGCAUUGUACUCGAUGGCCUGCCAACCAAAGUAGCGACAAACACCGACAAUCCACCAGGGGCGUUUAGAACAAGGGACUUGUUCACACGACAUCCUGAUCCUGCGAAAUCCAAUCAUUGGAAACACGUCAGCAGGCUUGAUGACCGUUUAACACUGGUCAACGGUGAGAAAGUCCUCCCGAUACCGAUCGAGGGACAUAUUCGCCAGAGUGUGUUAGUGAGGGAGGUGGCCGUAUUUGGGUUCCAAAGGGCUCUGCCUGGCGCGAUUGUGUUUCGUAGUGAGGCUGCUGUUAAUCUGAGUGACGAAGAGUUCCUAGACCAAAUCUGGCCGCAAAUCGAAGAAGCAAACGGUCGCGCUGAGACUUUUUCCCGUAUCUCUAGAGACCUGGUCAUUGUCCGACCAUUUGAUGAAUCAUACCCACGAACGGACAAAGGCACAUUCAUCCGCGCACAGUUGUACGAGCAGUACCAGUCGCACAUGCAGCAAGCUUAUGAGAGAUUCGAGGCCGGCGUAUCGACUUCGACUAACGAACGCCACCUGUUGAACCUUGAUGUUCCGGCGCUGGAAGAAUUCCUUAUGGCCAAAUUCCGCGACGAUCUCGGCGUCACAUUGGACUCGGUCGAUUCGGACAUCUUCUCUGCAGGCGUCGAUAGUUUGCAGACAACGCGCAUCUUGCACAUGAUCAAGAAAGAACUCGAUCUCGGGGGCAAUGAAGCCAAACUUUCACAGAAUGUCGUAUUCGAACGCGGAACGUGCAGAUCUCUGGCGCAACACCUGUACAGACUGAGGCUCGAUAUUGGUGAUUGUGAAGAUGACUCGGAUUGGAGGGAGAUCCAGGAAAUGCAGGACCUGAUCCGGUCAUACUCGAAUUUCACGACGCAUGAUCCGACCGACAGGCCCAAAGUAUCCAGCAAAACGGUCCUGCUGACUGGCACGACCGGUGGGCUGGGGUCGUGUCUCCUGGCCAACCUCCUCAGGCGCCAGGACAUUAGCAGGGUAUACUGCCUCGUGCGUGCUUCAGACGCCGCAUCGGCCCAAACCCGGGUUCUCAGAGCAUUGGAAGACCGUGGUCUCCAACGAGAGCUUCCAGACAACCACCAGAACAAGGUGUGCUUUUGUGGGAGACCAGAGCCAGCCUUCGCUUGUGCCUGGGCAGUCAAUUUCAACCUUCCGUUGCAUGCGUUCGACCAGCAACAUAUCCGGGGCGUGUAUAAUCUCCUCGAACACGUUGCAUUGCGAACCACGCACAGCAAGCCGGCCAAGUUCUUUUUCUGCUCGAGCGUGGCGGCUGUGAGCGGCACGCCCAAGGACGAGACGAUAGCCGAGGCUCGGGUUUCGGAUCUGUCGCAUGCCCAGCCCAUCGGCACAGGCUGCGUGGCGAGAGUGCUGAGGAUCGGACAGUUGGCGGGGGAUACGAGGCAGGCGGUUUGGAACGAUACCGAAGCCAUUGCACUUAUGAUUCGGUCAGCUCUACCGUCCAGCGCGUCGUGUCUGCCGUCUUUGGACGAAAGUCCGAGCUGGCUGCCCAUCGAUCGAGCUGCAGAAGCUAUUGAACAGCUGGCAUUUCGAAACGAUGAUGCGGUAGACGCAGAGCUCGUCUACCACAUUGUCAAUCCAUGCACAUUUAGCUUUGCAAAGGAUCUUGUGCCGAUGCUGCAGGCUCACCCCAGCAUGCCAAGUUUUGAAGUUGAUGAUGUUGCAAUUUGGCUUGAUCGGUUGAGGGCUAGUGAUGAGGAUGUUGAAAGGGACCCAAGUCGAAAGCUGAUGGGAUUCUGGGAGCGCAAGUAUGUAAAGGCAUCGACACCGGAUGAGCCUGCCCCAGGGAAUGCGGAGGACAUUGGAGAAAAAGGGCCGAGAUUUGAGACCACCAAGACAAUCAAAGAUAGUACUGUGCUGGGAGAGGUUAGAGAUCCAGUAGGAGAUGGUCUGAUGUACAGGACUGUGGACGUGUGGACGAAGAAGUGGAAGAUCGAUCUAGAAAUCAUCGUUCAUCAGGCGUCCAGUCCUAAGGAUAUUCUUGAGCAGAGAAGACACCCCUCUUUACAAUAUGACUUACAUCAUCCCAAAGGUCUACAGUCGAACAUGGACAAAGUCAUGUCCAGACACAGUUGCACCGAUUCGACGAGCAAUGAACCAACACGAGUACCUACAGGCGCCUCCGGAUGUACUGCGAAGAACACUUCAUCGCGCUCGAAUCAUCCCAUACCAGAUCUGUCUGAUGAGACUCUCACUUCGCGAUCGUCAAAGCCCAUCCACCUUGAGCCACCGCCAGUCGUUGUCCGCCCUCCCAAGGUCAAAACUGAUAGCUUCAGCCAUCAUGCACUUACGUGGUUUGCAUGGAAUCGUAACGAGCACAAGGACAUCUCCCAUUGCGCCCGGUCGACGCGUCGGAUUUACACUCUCGAAAAGACACUACGACUCUUUGGCGUAACAUUGUCUCAAAACAUCGCCUUCAAAACAAAUGAAACCGGAGUCGAUAUCGCUAGAGUCAACGUUCGCUUGGGCUGGCAAGGCACCGAAAGGACAUGGACAGAGGAUAAACUUCCCCAAGCACGCAAACGGAUGCAGACAUACACCCAACGCCCAGAUGAUCCCAAGUCGACAGAGAGGGACAACAAUGACGCGGGUAGCAGGCCAGAAGACAUCGAACGGCAAACCGCGCCGACCGACCUCACACAGGUCCCCACCAUCGCCCACCCGUGGCUCCAUGACUACCAUUACAUCGUUGUCGGCUUCAUGGGUGACGGCAGCGUGCCACGUGAGACGCUCCGAAGGGUCAUGGAUACCGAGGGUUUGUUCCAAGCCAUCCGCAAAGCACACCGAACCUUGCGCAACCCACUGCGCCGCGCACUGUCGCUCAAAGAAGUCUCAGGCUUUGGUAUCUACGAGUGCGACCCGGCCAAAGGCUACCACCGCGAAGUCGAGCUGGACCACGAAACCGGAAGGGCGUUGUCGGAGCUAUGGCGCAGCUACAAAGGGAACAAGCUUGACUAUGAGGGCCGCUGGCUGAUGUGGAUUCACGAGCAUUUCAAUGCCGACUCCAACAAUCCUGAGAUGGGUGGACUGACUCUGGAAUUCAAACUGCGAUGGAGUGUGGUCAAGGUGGUGUUCUGGGGUACGGUGCCGAUUGUGCUGAGUCUGGUCAUCGGCUUUUGGUACAUGUACAGUGAUCAUGGGGAUGUGGACGAUGUUGCGGUUGCCGAAGCCGCCUGGGUUAUUGCGACGUAUAUUGUCACUUCGUCUGCUUUACUUCUCGCUCUACUGGCAGUCAUUACACAACUUGGCAACAUUUGA
Exophiala viscosa is the source of this 4464-nucleotide messenger RNA. RefSeq lists its product as uncharacterized. Lineage: Eukaryota; Fungi; Ascomycota; Eurotiomycetes; Chaetothyriales; Herpotrichiellaceae. The record is from RefSeq and is a predicted model, not a curated record. The transcript has 6 exons. The coding region runs from base 1 to 4464 and encodes 1487 amino acids.